UUCAUGCAUAUUUCUCACUCUGUUUUCCACUUUUUCUCUCCCCAAAUCUUUCUCCUUCUCGGAAAUCUACGCACCUUCUGGUAAGAAGACAGCAACAAAAUAGAUGGGACAAACUACAAAAACAGACAGUCCAGCGUGCCAACCAUGAUAAAAAGGCUUAAGAUAUGAUCCAGCAGUCUCCGGUUGAGUGCUGGUCAUUCUGAAAUGAUACUCCAUUACGAUGAUGUUUCUACAGAUUGUACCAUCAGGUGUGGAUACCUAGCUGUGGUAGUGCCAGUGUGGUGUAAUGCAGCGGCAAAAACGGUGUCACUGAGUUCAUGGACAUAAACCAAGCCACUGCCAGACCAGUCUGCUCCUCUCAGGAAUAGCAAUGGAGGAGUCUGGUAUUUUAGAUCAAAUCAGGAAAUACCAAAGGAGUGGAUGUCAGUUAAUCACAACCACACACACAUGAAGAGCAGAAUCCCUGACUCAUCAUCAGAGCAGAACUGGGCCAAACAGGACUCCCUAAAAACUUGGUAUUUCACCUGGAUGGGUGUGGUUUUGCAGGACAUAGCAGUGCACACGCUUCUGCGAGCUCCGUGACCGUCUCAGCCCGUGCUCGUAGUGCACGUUCAUUGGUUUUCCAUGAUGGACGGUGAGUUACGCUAGUUUUGUACAAAUAAUAUAGGUUACUACAUUUAAUUUGCACUAUCCAGUCAUGCUAACAUAAGAAUGUCAUAACAUGUACCAGUUAUUUGUGCAGAUGUUUGUCAUAUAUGAACAUAUACAUAAUAUUCUGUUAAAGUAUUAAUUUGUAUAUUUGGUCUCAAGUGUGUACAUGGAAAUAAUUCUGGUGGGUGCCUUGUCAGGCCAUCCGGCCUGAGCAUCUUUAUGUAAGAUAGGGCCCUCAGUUACUUUUAUUGACAUGUUUUGACAAAUACUAAAAAUCCAAAUUAUGAGACCCAAGGAGUUGCAACAUGCACUGCCUCUGGUGAUUGCACCAAUUGAAAUGUGGAUUGGUGAGGAGUUCCCAGACUUUUCCAUGCUAAGGACUCUCAAAUAGAAAGAACAGAAACCCUUUGGUGAGGAACUCUAUGCUAUGUCCAGAGGAGGUAUCCUACUGCUGGCAAUAGAAGUAGGUGCUUACUUUCACUUGUGACAGAUGGAGGGAGGAGGAAAAGGGACCCACAAUAACAUCUCUCUGCUGUGCUCCUGGAGCUGCAAUGAAGUCUGCAACUUAAGUGUACAGAUAGUGGCUGCACCUGCCAAUGGUCACACUCCCUACAGUAUUCACACCACCAGCAACUACUACUACUACAGCAUGGUGAUCAACUGUACAAUGAUAGAUGAUGUGCUGGAGAUGUACUACCUGUCACCAUUUUAUGGUAUAGAGUUCUGCAUUGGUUUCCUUGGCAACCUUUUGGUUGUACUUGGAUACAUAUUUUGCUUGACGGAGUGGCAAAGCUGCAAUAUUUAUCUCUUCAACCUGGCAGUGUCCGACCUUAUUUUCAUCUGCACGCUGCCACGCCUCUCCUACCUCUAUGCGAAUAAACAUUUAGAAACCAGUCCCUUUGCCUGCAUUAUCAACCGCUAUGUUCUCCAUGUCAAUCUCUACUCUUCCAUACUCUUCAUGGUCUGGCUUAGCAUGGACCGCUACCUGCUCAUAAAAUAUCCAGCACGGAACCACUUCCUGCUAAGGCCAAAAUCAGCGCGGAUCGUGACCGGGCUGAGCUGGCUAGCUGUCAACGUGGAAGUGACUCCAAUGAUAGUACUGAUGUUCCAGGACCUGCAGAUUGAAAACUAUAGUCUAUGCAAAGAUUUUGCUAGCCUAGAAGGGGAUGUCGAUAUAUUAGGUUACAGCCUAGGGCUAACCUUGACUGGUUACAUUCUCCCACUGCUUGGACUUUGUGUUUUCUCCUACCAGAUUGCACAUUUGCUCCGUGCCCAGGACAACACUCUACAGCGCAGGACAACUUCGUUCAAGAGGCCUCUAAGGGUUGUUACAUCAGCAGCAGUAAUGUUUCUGGUUCUCUACACUCCAUACCAUGUGAUGAGAAAUGUCAGAAUUGCAUCUCGGCAGACUGGGAAAGAGCAGCGUCUGUGUACAAAGAUGUACAUAGAGGGCUUGUAUAUCUUGACCCGACCGUUGGCCUUCUUGCACAGUGUCAUCAACCCUGUCUUCUACUUCUUCAUGGGUGACAAGUUCAGAGAACUCCUGAUCACUAAUCUCAGAAAGUUUGUCAGAAACAUAGAGCAGCGUAGAGAAUCAGCCUGAGAAAACUCAACACAAAAUCCUUCUGUAUGUACAGAAAUACAACAUGUGUGGAAAUAGUACAUCCACACAUGUGAGUCAGCUCUAUCUUUACAUACUGUGUUUUGUUAAAGUUAUGUUUUUCUUUAUUUCUAUUGUGUCUGUCUGAUGAUAUUAUAUUAAUGAUUUACAAUUAAACAAUUCAGUCUACUAUUAUUAUCAUUGCAUAUCUUUGGUCUUAGCAGACUAUGUUUGUCAUGCCUAUUUUGGUGUUAUAGUGACUGUAUCCACACAUAUUACAAGAUAGUAAGUCAUGAAAACAUGUCGGGAUAUUCAUAAAGUGGAGCUGGGGCACAGUUAUGACACAGUUAAUAACUUAAUACAUUUGAAGGCCAGAGUUUGUUGCUAUUUUUAUAUUAAUGCUCUGUAAGCAUGCAUAUAAUGAAUGUGCUGAUGGGUUGCUGUUUGUGUUUGCAUCUGUAUUUGUUGAGAAAGCAUAAUUAUUUAUAUUUGUUUUCACAUGAAACUGGAGGUGCAUGUUUUGCCAAUGUACUUCUAUUUUUGGGAUGUUUGUGCAUUAAAGUCAAUUUUGGAU
Messenger RNA from Thunnus maccoyii (southern bluefin tuna), 2825 nucleotides. Its product is annotated as succinate receptor 1-like. The record is from RefSeq and is a predicted model, not a curated record. Gene Ontology annotation, biological process: G protein-coupled receptor signaling pathway. Gene Ontology annotation, cellular component: plasma membrane. The transcript is spliced from 8 exons. The coding region runs from base 1142 to 2254 and encodes 370 amino acids. Gene Ontology annotation, molecular function: G protein-coupled receptor activity. NCBI's taxonomy places the organism in Eukaryota, Metazoa, Chordata, Actinopteri, Scombriformes, Scombridae.